CUCCAACCCCCAAAAUUACCUGAAAGGAAAACGAAUUACAGACUCAUCAUUACUCAUUGUUCUAGACCCUAGAUCAGAAAAACAAAGAGAAGUAAAGAAAAGAGUCUCAAGACAACCUAAUAUUUGCAGUUAGCUACCGAUUCCAUACUUCGACCACCUGCCUUCACGAUGCCCCUCCCUCAGCGUACAGUGUCUCUCACCAGAAUCACCAACGAGACUAAGAUUCAGAUCUCACUCUCCUUGGAUGGUGGUGCGCUCCCUCCCUACGAACCAACUGAACAUUUUCCCGCUCCAGAAGAUCCCAAGGAGGCAGAAGCCGCGAAGCACGGCAUUGUCCCUCCCACAGAUGCCCACCAUGCGACGCAGUUCACCGCAACACAGCAGAUCACCGUGAGUACAGGGAUUGGCUUCCUAGACCAUAUGCUGCAUGCUCUUGCGAAGCACUCGGGAAUGAGUUUGGCCAUCAGAGCCAAGGGAGAUCUAUACAUUGAUGACCACCAUACCACCGAAGAUACAUUCCUUGCCCUUGGAGCGGCUUUCACCAAGGCCCUAGGUGCUCGUCAAUCGAUCGCCCGCUUCGGUCGCGGUGACGCACCUCUCGAUGAGGCUCUCUCAUGGGCUGUUAUUGAUAUCUCCAGCCGUCCCUGGGCCGUGAUCAAUCUUGGUUUCCGCCGCGAAAAGAUCGGCGACCUUAGCACGGAGAUGAUUACCCACGGGCUGCAGAGCUUUGCUCAAGAAGCUGGUGUGACACUUCAUGUGUGCUGCACCUACGGUGACAAUGACCAUCAUCGCGCGGAGAGUGCGUUUAAGGCGUUGGCUGUGGCUAUACGCACGGCUUGCACCCGGAGGGUGGCUGGCGAAGUCGGCGCAGGAGACGUGGUCAGCACCAAGGGUGUGCUGUGAAAUAUUCUCGGAAGUUUGGAGUCCCCGUGACCGGGCUUAUGGUUUAAAUGUCUAUUCUGUCACAAGAUUCUACUUUCUACUGCCAAUAUGCAAGAGACGAAGUUACGAAGGCGCGGGUUUUCC
Messenger RNA from Aspergillus alliaceus, 1026 nucleotides. It is a transcript of the gene his3, whose product is annotated as imidazoleglycerol-phosphate dehydratase HIS3. The coding region runs from base 169 to 903 and encodes 244 amino acids. The transcript has 2 exons. Gene Ontology annotation, biological process: L-histidine biosynthetic process. NCBI's taxonomy places the organism in Eukaryota, Fungi, Ascomycota, Eurotiomycetes, Eurotiales, Aspergillaceae. The record is from RefSeq and is a predicted model, not a curated record. Gene Ontology annotation, molecular function: imidazoleglycerol-phosphate dehydratase activity.